AUCAGUCCACAGCCACGGUUACAGAACCAGGGAGGCAUGGACUAUGACUGAAACCGGCUAAUGAGCAGUUCCCUUACCCACUGCCUCUCUCUGUUGAAUAGUUGCAAGACCCUAACAUCCCUCAAGCAAAUCCACGCCAAUGUAUUCAAAACCGGCCUCGACACCGACCCUUUCCUGGUCGGAAAACUACUCCUCCACUGCACAGUGGCACUCUCCGAUUCUGUGGACUACGCUUGGAGCCUCUUUCGCCACACUCCAAAGCCAGAUGUUUUCAUGUACAACACCCUCAUUCGAGGCCUUGCCGAAUCGGAUAAACCGCAAAAUUCAAUCAUUGUAUUCAUUGAAAUGAGGAAGAAAUCACUUUCCUCUCCCGAUAGUUUCUCAUUUGCUUUUAUUCUCAAGGCGGCCGCGAAUUUAAGGUCUUUGGGAGAUGGAAUUCAAUUGCAUUGCCAAGCUUUGACUCAUGGGUUAGAUAUCCAUCUUUUUGUUGGAACCACUUUGGUCAGUAUGUAUGGUGAAUGUGGGUGUAUUGGCUCUGCGAGGAAGGUGUUCGACGAAAUGCAUGAACGAAACGUUGUUGCGUGGAAUGCGGUGAUCACUGCGUGUUUUAGGGUUGGGAAUGUGAAGGAUGCGAGGAAAAUGUUUGACUUGAUGCCCUUUAGGGACUUGACCUCGUGGAAUGUGAUGCUUGCGGGACAUGUGAAAGAAGGGGAGCUGGAGCAUGCAAAGAAAAUGUUUUUGGAGAUGUCUGUAAGGGACGAUGUGUCAUGGAGUACCAUAAUUGUUGGGUUUGCUCAUAAUGGGAGUUUCGAUGAGGCUUUUGGGUUUUUUAGGGAGUUGCUGAGGGAUGGGUCUAGACCCAAUGAAGUAAGCCUGACAGGGGUGCUUUCAGCAUGUGCACAGGCUGGGGCGUUCGAGCUUGGCAAAAUAUUACAUGGGUUUAUUGAAAAAUCAGGGCUUAUUUGGAUUGUAUCAGUGAAUAAUGCUUUACUAGAUACUUACUCGAAAUGUGGGAAUUUAAGUAUGGCUCGACUGGUGUUUGAACGAAUGCCAGAUAAAAAGAGCAUUGUUUCUUGGACUUCAAUGAUGGUGGGGCUUGCAAUGCAUGGUCAGGGAGAAGAAGCUAUAAGGCUUUUCCAUGAGAUGGAAAAGUCUGAAACUAGGCCUGAUGGAAUCACCUUUAUUUCACUUUUAUAUGCUUGUAGUCAUGCUGGAUUGAUCGAGCAAGGAUGUGAAUAUUUUAGUAAGAUGAAAGAUGUGUACAAUAUAAAACCAGCCAUUGAGCAUUAUGGUUGCAUGGUUGAUCUAUAUGGUCGAGCUGGUCAGCUGCAGAAGGCCUAUGAAUUUGUUUCUCAAAUGCCAAUUCCACCCAAUGAUAUUAUUUGGCGGACGCUUCUUGGUGCUUGUAGCAUUCACGGUAAUGUCAAGUUGGCUGAAAAUGUAAAGGAAAGGCUUUCUGAGCUCGACCCGAACAACUCUAGUGACCACGUUCUUUUGUCAAACAUUUAUGCAGUUGCAGAAAAAUGGAAGGAUGUUGCUGCUGUGAGAAGAUCAAUGACCGAUCAGAGACUUAAAAAAACUCCUGGUUGGAGCAUGAUUGAAGUUAACAAGAUAAUGUACACUUUUAUGGCAGGUAAAAAACAAGAUAAAAUUAUGGAGGAGGCUUAUGAGAUGCUGAAGGACAUACUUUUGAGGCUCAGGGUUGAAGGAGGUUAUGUUCCAGAGAUUGGAACUGUUUUGCACGACAUAGAAGAGGAAGAAAAAGAAGAUUCGGUUUCUAUGCAUAGUGAAAAGUUCGCCGUAGCUUUUGGGAUAGCAAGAUUGUGCGAGGGAAAGACUAUAAGGAUAGUUAAGAAUUUGAGGAUCUGCAGGGACUGUCAUGUGGUGAUGAAGCUGAUUUCUCAGGUUUAUAAAUUGGAGAUUGCGGUAAGAGACAGAAGCCGCUUCCACUCUUUCAAAAAUGGUUCCUGUUCAUGUGGAGAUUACUGGUAAUUAAGGAACACUAAGCAUUGAAGAAUUAUGCCUACUUAAACGCAAAGAUUCUGUGAUUUAAGAAGCGCAAAUGUUACGACUGAAAAAAAUGCGUACAGGAACAAAGCAUUUGGUUCAAUUAUGACCAUGAAACCGAAGGCCCCCAUUACAAUGUUUAGGAGAAAUUUUAUAAUUCAUACAGAUGAUGUGAAUCCUAACCAUUUAGGACCUAAGACAUAGGGCUAAUAUUGUGAUGAAAGGACUCUUGCCUAAUUCUAUUUCAUUCUAUAAUAAGUAAUCAUAACUC
This is a messenger RNA of Manihot esculenta (cassava), 2278 nucleotides long. RefSeq names its product pentatricopeptide repeat-containing protein At1g74630. Lineage: Eukaryota; Viridiplantae; Streptophyta; Magnoliopsida; Malpighiales; Euphorbiaceae. The transcript has a single exon. The record is from RefSeq and is a predicted model, not a curated record. Gene Ontology annotation, molecular function: zinc ion binding; protein binding; RNA binding. Gene Ontology annotation, biological process: RNA modification. The coding region runs from base 61 to 1992 and encodes 643 amino acids.